Messenger RNA from Spinacia oleracea (spinach), 879 nucleotides. RefSeq lists its product as uncharacterized. Bases 1 to 879 code for a protein of 292 amino acids. NCBI's taxonomy places the organism in Eukaryota, Viridiplantae, Streptophyta, Magnoliopsida, Caryophyllales, Amaranthaceae. The transcript has a single exon. The record is from RefSeq and is a predicted model, not a curated record.
AUGCCUAGAGAACAGCAAGAUCCAACACAAAAUCCUAACUCUGCUUACUAUUUGAGUAACAGUGAUUUAAAUGCCACAAUGUUAGUCAGUUUUGAGUUCGAAGGAGAAGGAAAAAGUUCCAGUGAUUGGAGAAGAUCAAUGAUGAUAUCAUUUUCAGCUAGAAACAAGUUGUGCUUUGUUGAUGGCAGUUUAAAUCAACCGGCAGCAAAUUCUGCAAACUACAGAAUCUGGAUCAGGUGCAAUGACUUAGUCAUUUCUUGGAUGUUAGCCUCCUUGGAACCUAAAAUAGCAAGAAGUGUUCUAUAUCUCAAGACAACAAGAGCAAUAUGGCUCGAGUUAGAAGACAGAUACUGCAGAGAAUCAGGACCUCAACUCUUUUCUGUACAACAUCAACUCAGUGAACUAACUCAAGGUGAUGAUGAACUAGUUGCUAGUUUUUUCACUAAAAUUAAAAUGUUAUGGGAUCAGCUUGACGGUUUAGAACCACUACAUGUAUGUGUAUGCACUGGCUGUAGUUGCACACUCACACAACAACUACUCAAAACACAGAAGAACCAAAGACUAAUCCAGUUUCUUAUGAAACUAAACCAGAAAUAUGAAUAUCCUAAGAGUAAUAUACUCAUGAUGAAUCCCUUGCCUACAAUCUCAAAAGCUUAUGGUUUGUUACUUCAGGAAGAACAACAGAAAGAAGUGAAUAAUCAUAGAGUUCAGACACACUCAGAAUCUAGUGCAUUCAGUGCUAGGAGAUUUGACAACAAACCUUAUAGGAAUCAGUUUAAUUCUGGUUCUAGUUCUCAGUAUACAGGAACUGGAAAUCAAUUCAGAAAUUCCAAUGAUCACACUCCAGAAACAAUUUGUUUUGUGAACACUGCAAGAUGA